This is a messenger RNA of Exophiala spinifera, 1329 nucleotides long. RefSeq lists its product as uncharacterized. Gene Ontology annotation, biological process: phospholipid metabolic process. NCBI's taxonomy places the organism in Eukaryota, Fungi, Ascomycota, Eurotiomycetes, Chaetothyriales, Herpotrichiellaceae. Bases 1 to 1329 code for a protein of 442 amino acids. The transcript has 3 exons. The record is from RefSeq and is a predicted model, not a curated record. Gene Ontology annotation, molecular function: phosphatidate phosphatase activity.
AUGGAUCGAUUGAAGAGGCAACUCAAUGGCCCUUCGAGCCGCCGAGUUCCCCUGCGGGCCUUUAUAUCUUAUGCACUGGAUUAUUUAAUCAUCAUCGUCCUCGCCAUCAUCUACGGCGCACUGGACAAGCUGGUCACGCCCUUCGCACAACACUUUUCCCUCAACAACAUCUCCAUACAGUACCCGUACGCGGUGAAGGAGAGAGUGCCAAUCGCCUGGGCCCUGGUCAUUUCAGGCCUCUUCCCGGCCGUCGUCAUCGCCGUCUACACUCUCUGCGUCGAUGGCUGGUUCUCUCACCAGCGUCGCACCACCCACACGAGGUCCAAAUACAGCUUUGCGGACAGACUCUGGGAGCUCAAUUGUGGAUGGUUGGGCCUUCUCCUGGCCCAAGGUGCCGCCUUUGUCAUUACCGGCUCCCUGAAGAACCUCUGUGGAAAACCUCGUCCAGACCUCGUGGAUCGAUGUCAGCCUCGAGCAGGCUCGGCAGAUGGGGUACCAUAUGGCCUCGUCACAAGGGCAAUCUGUACACAGACAGACUCGGCCAUCAUGCAAGACGGCUUUCGCUCGUUCCCAUCUGGCCACUCCUCUUCAUCUUUCGCUGGGCUCUUCUACCUCUCCCUCUACCUUGCGGCCAAACUGCACGUGCUCGACCAAAAGGGUGAAGUGUGGCGGACCGUGAUUGUCCUGAUUCCGACGCUGGCAGCGUCAUGCGUCGCCAUGUCCCGCAUCAUGGACGCCCGCCACCAUCCGUUCGACGUCCUUUUUGGCUCGGCACUUGGCAUCUUGUGUGCCUGGGCUUCUUACCGCCAGUACUUCCCGCCAGUCAGCCACUCCUGGGAAAAAGGUCGAGCAUACCCCAUGAGAACCUGGGGAACGCCCGUCAGACGACCCGUGCUCGGCAAGGUGCUGGUCGACAGCGAAACACUCGAGGUCCUCGACGACAGGGUGCCCCCAUCGGGAGUGGACUACGACGGUGUCGACACUUCUUCAGCACACGAACUCAAACCGCAGACCCUGGGCUCCCGUCUAGCGACGACGUCAAGCCAUCAGCAGCAGCAUCGUCUUCAACAAUCUAAUUUCGGGACUUCGUCGUCUCCCGCGACGGACGUCGAGACAGGCUACGCGGGUCCCGCGCAACCACCCUUUGGAUCCCAGAGCAGUGGAAACGCUUUCCGCAACCAGAUAGCCCAGAACCAGCGCAUGAGAGCAGGAUACGGCGAUGCGAGCCCCGAGCGCGAGGCGGCGGCGGCGGCGGCGGCAGGCGGCUCGGACGACGAAGACGAUCUCGCCUCGAGAAGACCUUUGCAGGGUCCUGCGUUGCGUUAUUAA